Schistocerca nitens (vagrant locust) is the source of this 2424-nucleotide messenger RNA. Its product is annotated as PR domain zinc finger protein 13. The record is from RefSeq and is a predicted model, not a curated record. Gene Ontology annotation, cellular component: nucleus. NCBI's taxonomy places the organism in Eukaryota, Metazoa, Arthropoda, Insecta, Orthoptera, Acrididae. Gene Ontology annotation, biological process: regulation of transcription by RNA polymerase II. Gene Ontology annotation, molecular function: DNA-binding transcription activator activity, RNA polymerase II-specific; RNA polymerase II cis-regulatory region sequence-specific DNA binding. The transcript is spliced from 5 exons. The coding region runs from base 1 to 2424 and encodes 807 amino acids.
AUGGCGCUAAGGCAAGCAACUUUGGUGGAGGCUGGGCAAGAGAACGCGGUGGAGCGCGUCCCUGUCGCCCGGGGGCAGAGCGUGAGCCGGCGGUGUGGUUUGCGCUGGGCGGCCGGCCGCGCGGGCAGCGGCGGAGGCACGCAGACGCAGCUGGCCGCUCCGCUCGUGACCCGCGAACCAGGAAGCCGGCGGGCGGAGCCGCGCGGUGGCAGCCGCGGGGAAUGUGGUCGAAGAUGUCGGCUGUGGGCGCGGCGCGCACUGGUCAGCCCAGGUGCCGGAGCACUACUUGCUCCAGCCGCUGCCCUGCGGCUGAGUGCGAGGCAUCACCUUGUUACGGGCAGUAUGCUGGAGCAAGUGAAUAAGUUUGUGGGCGAGAUACCGGUGGCGGAGAGGUGUGCGUUGCGGAUGAUGCCGCUGGCGAGCGCGCCUAACGGAGCGGCGUGGUGUGCUGUUGCAGAGAGCGAGGGGCAGCCGCGCCGGCCGGCCGCCUGCCCUAUGAGCCUGGUGGCCGCGACGUGGGCCAGCGGCUGCAGCAGCGCGCUCCUUGGCGUCGGCGUCGGCGUGGGGCUCCUGCAGCACGGGCCCGCCGCACAUGCCAUGCGCGAGAAGGACUCGUCGCCGCGCAAGAUGCUGCUCGCGUCGGGCGGGCACAGCUCGCCCAAGCAGGCGGCCGUCUACCCGCUGUCGGUGCGCGUGCCCGAGGAGGGCCGCCAGGCUGCCGCGGCCGCGGGCCCGCCCGACCACCACGACCUGCCCUUCGACCUGUCGCGCCACAACGCGGGCGCGGGGGCGGCGGCCGCGGGCGCCGGCGCUGCGGGGGCGGGCGCGGGCGCGCAGCAGGUGGCCGGCGCGCCGCACAUGUCGCCCGCGGGCCACCCGCCGCCGCAGCACGACGAUCAGCCACUCGACCUGCGCCUCGACCACAAGAAGGGCGCCAUCGCCGCGGGGCGCCGCCACCAGGUCGAGGACGAGAACCGCAACGUCAUCGUGGGCUCCCCGUCACCGUCGCCACCCGCCGGACGCGCCUCUUCCGCCUCGUCCGGAGGCAGCGGUGACGAGAACAGAGAACAGAGACAGUCCAGUCCUUCUGCUUCCUCCGUGGCGAACAGCCUCAAAUCCCCCGUGGGCUCUCCCGGCAUAGGCCACUAUCCCGUCUUCCUCUCGCACCAGCCCAUUCACCCUCUAAUGCUGGAGGCGAUGUGCCGUGCAAACAAGGAAGGAGCCGGGGCACGGUUACCUCUCGCCUAUCCAGUCAGCCCCCCUGGCUAUCACUCCCCACGAACUCCCUACGCUUUCCUGAGUCCCAAUUCACUGCUCAACGGCCACUCUUCGCCCACCGGUGUCACGCCAGCGGCCGGGUUCGAAAUGCUGCGCCACCCACUGGCUCAGCAGCAGCAACAGCAACAACAACAACAGCAGCAAACCCAACAACAACAACAAGCCCUAUCCACCAAGCAAGUAACUGUGCCCGCUUCGCCAGUAGGGAACUUCGCCGAAGCUGCCACUGGCGUCCAGACCAACGGAGGAAGUGGCGUCGCAGCAUCAGCGGGCGGAAAAAUUAAGGACCGCUACGCUUGCAAGUUCUGCGGCAAGGUGUUCCCUCGAUCUGCCAAUCUGACACGCCACCUACGCACACAUACGGGGGAGCAGCCGUACAAGUGCAAGUAUUGCGAGCGCUCCUUCAGCAUCUCGUCCAACCUGCAGCGGCACGUGCGCAACAUACACAACAAGGAGAAGCCGUUCAAGUGCCCGCUCUGCGAUCGCUGCUUCGGCCAGCAGACCAACCUAGACCGCCAUCUGAAGAAGCACGAGGCGGACGGACCCACGAUCUUGGACGAACAGCAGCAGCAGCAGCACGCGCGCGUGUUGGGCCCUCUGGCGGAGGACGCUUGCUUUGAGGAGAUCCGCUCGUUCAUGGGCAAGGUGACGGCGGACGGCCGGCUGGUGGCACCGCCCGCGCUGGCCGCCGCGCAGCUGCGACACGCCGCCGCCGCAGCUGCCGCCGCAGCUGCAGCUGCGGGGGCGUCGGGCGGCGCUCACUUCUCGCCGCUGGCGCCGCUGCACCGCCUGCACGCCGACCAGCUGGGCCGACGCUGCAUCACGCCGCCGCCCUUCGACGCGUCGGCUGCUGCGCGCUGCGCCAACACCGACGCGGCCAAGCUGGGCCGUUCCUUCUCCAGUAGUGACAAGGACAAUAUGUCUUCCAGAUCGUCGUCGUCCUCGCUGGCUGGGUCGUCACUGUCUCCUCCACGAGUCUCUUCGCCCAAGGACGAUGUCCCUCACAAGUCCCCCGCCAACGACACGACUACCUCUGCACAGGAGGACCGUCCGUCCUCUAACCCACCGUCCAACAAUGGCAGCAGUCAUGCUGAAAACAUCGCAGAACCGUCGCCACCACCAGCUUCGCCCAACAACAAUACGUGA